CGGUAAGCGGCAGCUCGUGCAUGGUGUGGCGUUGAGUGAAAGCUCGGCGCGCGGCGAUGUUUCUCCUCACUGUGGGUCUGUUCUAAAGGGGGCUACUCUUUUCCUUCCACGGAACUCUGGCUUCUCCUCGUCUCUCCAGCUGAAAUUUGUGAGAAGGAGGUAACAGCUGCAUCAUCACUUCAUAUCCCACACAACCAUCAGUCAGCGUCCGAGCCAUGGCUUCUAAACCACACCCUCCUCUGAUGAAGAAACACAGUCAGACGGAUUUGAUAAGCCGCCUGAAGAGCCGGAAGAUUCUUGGAGUUGGCGGAGAAGACGACGAUGGUGAAGUCCACCGAUCCAAGAUCAGUCAGAUGCUCGGGAAUGAGAUGAAGUUUGCGGUUCGAGAGCCAAUCGGACUGAGGAUGUGGUUGCUCAUCUCAGCUGUGGGUUUCACUGUGGUUGCCUUAAUGGCCCUGAUGUUUCCUAACCAGCUUUAUGAGGUUGUGUUUGAGGAGGAGCUCUCCACAACAAGUCUCUCUGUCCGGCUCUAUGGAGGAGCACUGUUAAGUUUGGCCCUCAUCCUGUGGAAUGGUCUCUACACAGCAGAGAAGAUUGUCAUCCAGUGGACUCUUUUGAGUGAAGCUUGCUACUUUGCAAUCCAAUUUCUUGUGACAUCCAUCACCUUAAUAGAGAUUGGCAUGCUGCCCCAUGCUGCCAUGCUGCUGCUCCUCAGCCGAGUACUCUUCCUGGUGGUCACCAUGGCGUACUACUACCACCUGGGUCGCAAGGCGAAGAAGGUCUGAGCUUGGCUGCGGCGGUUUUUUUGGUUUUUCCCCCCCACCCCACAAGGAGAGGACAGCCGAGCACCGAUCACAAAGAUGCGGCAGGAAGGUUUGGAUUGUUGUUUGAAUUGGAGCUGGGAGCGUUAUUUUUGCCAGUGGAUGCACGCUCCACCCUCCAUCCACGGGACCUAGCUUAGUAUCACCCUGCCAAUAGAACAUUACAGACUCUAUACGGAAACUCAAGACCUCAUGGUAUGAAUGAUGUUGCGAGGUCCAACACAAAUCCCGCGUUUUGAGUGCUGUUGUUGUAAAAAGUUCUAUGAUAUUGUAUUCUUGUGUUCCUUUGUUUCAGGUAUGUACUGUACACAGACGUCUCUCACGCUGUUGCACAUAGGCCAAACGUUUGGACACACCUUUUUUAUUCACAACACAACUGAUGGUCCCAACCCUAUUGACAAAGCCAGAAAUUCCACCAAUCAACCCUGAUAAGGCACACCUGUGAAGUGAAAUCCAUUUCAGGUGACUACCUCUUGAAGCUCAUGGAGAGAAUGCCAAGCGUGUGCAAAGCAGUAAUCAGAGCAAAGGGUGGCUAUUUUGAAGACGCUAGAAUAUGACACAAGGUUGUUUGGCAACACUAAAUGGUCCCUAGUGUGUGAAUGUUGUCUGUCUAUCUGUGUUGGGCCUGCGAUGAGGUGGCGACUUGUCCAGGGUGUACCCCGCCUUCCGCCCGAUUGUAGCUGAGAUAGGCUCCAGCACCCCCCGCCACCCCAAAAGGGACAAGCGGUAUAGAAAAUGGAUGGAUAGAACAUAAAACAUGUUUUCAGUUAUUUCACCUUUUUUUGUUAACUAGUGUAUUUUCACCCUUUUUUCUGUCGACUACUCAAAAAAAAAAGUUGUUUUAUGAACCGGAAAAAUUCCUGGUUUUCCAGGAAUUCCGUAAUACCAUUUCUCAAUUACAAAUGUUACUACUUCAACAUUUCUUGACCGUU
This is a messenger RNA of Nerophis lumbriciformis (worm pipefish), 1753 nucleotides long. RefSeq names its product tumor protein p53-inducible protein 11-like. NCBI's taxonomy places the organism in Eukaryota, Metazoa, Chordata, Actinopteri, Syngnathiformes, Syngnathidae. The record is from RefSeq and is a predicted model, not a curated record.